Messenger RNA from Pezoporus occidentalis (night parrot), 1101 nucleotides. RefSeq lists its product as uncharacterized. Gene Ontology annotation, biological process: immune response; immunoglobulin production. NCBI's taxonomy places the organism in Eukaryota, Metazoa, Chordata, Aves, Psittaciformes, Psittacidae. The coding region runs from base 1 to 1086 and encodes 361 amino acids. The transcript has 3 exons. The record is from RefSeq and is a predicted model, not a curated record.
AUGGUGGUGGGGACACAGAGCUGGUGGGAUCAAGCUACCAGCAGAGGUGGCUGGGCCCCUCUGCUCCUCAUGCUGCUCGCCCAUGGUUCAGGUUCCCUGGUCCAGGCAGCGCUGACUCAGCCCCAGUCGGUCUCAGUGGAGCCAGGACAGGACGUCCAGAUCACCUGCUCCGGGCUUAGCAGUGGCAGCUAUGUUGGCUGGUACCAGCAGAAGGUGCCUGGCACUGCCCCUGUCACUGUGAUCUAUGGUAGCACCAAUAGACCCUCGGGCAUCCCUUCGCGAUUCUCUGGAUCCAAGUCCGGCUCCAUGGGCACGUUAACCAUCACUGGGGUCCAAGCUGAGGAUGAGGCCGUCUAUUACUGUGGUGGCUGGGACAGCAGCAGUGCUGAUCAGCAUCCUGGUUGUGCCCUCUGCAUAGCCAUGUCUGUGAAUGUCCUUCUGAUCAUACCACACCGUGCAGGAUGUGACCCUGUGCCUGUCCUGACAAAAGAAAUACCUUUGCCUUUUGUCUGCCUCCCGCUUCAUACUGCAGUCAGACAUGUCCUCUUGCUUCUGGUAGAAGGGCUCACUCCUUGGGCUCUGCCUGUGGGGCUGGGGUCUCCCUGUGCCCUCAAGGAGCUUUGUGCACAGGGGCCCAGUCCCGCUGCCCGGGCAGGGCUGUGCUCCUGGGCACUGCCUGACCCCCAUCUUCUCCCCUCUCCCUCUCCAGGUUCCCUGGUCCAGGCAGCGCUGACUCAGCCCCCAUCGGUGUCAGUGGAGCCAGGAAAGAACGUCCAGAUCACCUGCUCCGGGGGCAGCAACUGGUAUGGCUGGUACCAGCAGAAGGUGCCUGGCACUGCCCCUGUCACUGUGAUCUAUGAUAACAACAAGAGACCCUCGGGCAUCCCUUCGCGAUUCUCUGGAUCCAGCUCCGGCUCCACAGCCACGUUAACCAUCACUUGGGUCCAAGCCGAGGACGAGGCCGUCUAUUACUGUGGGAGCUAUGACAGCAGCACUGAUGCUGUUGUUGCAAUGCAGAGAGAUGUGAAAGUGAGCUGCAGAGGAGGGUCUCUGCCCUUCUUCUUCACUGGGGAGCUGGGCUGUUAGCCUGCAGCAGCUUCA